AUGUCUACUGCUGCUGAGUCUUGGCCGCCACCACUGAAGGAAUGGGUUGCUUCGUGUCUAGGACAAAUGACAGAUUCAAACAGGGAAGAGGCGCAAACAGAGCUACGACAGGUAAUAUCUGACGCUUACAGCUCAAAGACUCUGUGGACUACCGACUGGGCUGGUGUACAGCUACAAAGUUUGCUUCCGAAACCAUUCCCAGCAUCCGGCAGCCUCAAGCGGAAAAUACAUGCGUCCCCGUCAGCAAACAGCAAGAAGCAAAAGAAGUCUCAAAUCAGCAAAUCGGCAACCACGAACGCGCUGGAUCUCAAUGACCGGGUUGCUCUGAAUCGCCGAGCAGAGCGUUUCAAACGGGAGCAUGAGAUUGAGCAACAGAAGUCGCGUACUGGUGGCGGUCAGGCGUCUCUCAAGGCUAACCAUAAUACCGCUCAUCUUUUCAACGCCCCCAUGCAUUCACGGUCUGCAUCGCCGUUUGCAAACUUGGACGAUCCUGAGGCGGAUCCUAAUGUGCCGAACUGGGAUCGACACACUAUUGUCGGGACAUCCAAAGAAACAUUCAAAGAUUAUUUGCGAUUGACUUCAGAUCCUAAACCAGAACAGAUCCGGCCCUAUCCCAUUCUUCAGCAGACUCUUACGGAACUCAAAAAACGAUGGAGAGAGAAGAAUAAUUAUAACUGGAUUUGCAGCCAAUUCAAGAGUCUACGACAAGAUCUCACCGUUCAGCGAAUAAAAAAUGAAUUCACUGUGGCAGUGUAUGAGAUCCACGCUCGGAUGGCACUUGAAGUUGGUGAUAUGGUAGAAUACAAUCAAUGUCAGGCCUCACUGAAGACGUUAUAUGAAAUCGGGAUUCCUGGCAAAAUCGAGGAAUUCACUGCCUAUCGCAUCCUCAUGCUUUUGCAUGGACGCAAUAGAAGCGAAUUAAACCUUUACGUAGGUCAGCUAACGCCCAAACAGAAAUCGGAUGCCGCCGUGCGACACGCGCUUGCGGUUCAGCGUGCGGUCUCGAUGGGCAAUUACCACGCACUUUUCGAGCUGUACAUCGAUGCGCCGAACAUGGGUGCAUAUAUCAUGGAUCAUUUUAUUGACAGGGAGAGGAUACGAGCGUUGCUCGUCAUGACUCGGGCAUACCAACGAUUGCCGAUCACCUUCAUCCACCAAGAAUUGGCAUUCGACACGUACGCACAGACCCGAGAAUUCCUCAUGCAACACCGCGCUGCUCUUUUCGUCAAUCCGAACAGCUCUGAUGCUGAGAAAGUACUUGAUUGCAAGGCGGCAUCGGGGGAACUCGGACAGGCAUUUGAAGAGAAAUACCGCAAGGUCGAAAUAAAAGGAAGAAUAUAGGUCUUGUACUACUUCUCAUCUGUCGUGACCAUCGAUCUAUUCGCUUUCGCUGUCCUCUUUUUUCGCGUAUUUAUUGCAUGAUCAUUGCGG
This is a messenger RNA of Heterobasidion irregulare TC 32-1, 1431 nucleotides long. RefSeq lists its product as uncharacterized. Gene Ontology annotation, cellular component: nucleus. NCBI's taxonomy places the organism in Eukaryota, Fungi, Basidiomycota, Agaricomycetes, Russulales, Bondarzewiaceae. The transcript has 10 exons. The record is from RefSeq and is a predicted model, not a curated record. The coding region runs from base 1 to 1341 and encodes 446 amino acids.